This is a messenger RNA of Scaptodrosophila lebanonensis, 888 nucleotides long. Its product is annotated as pre-mRNA-splicing factor CWC22 homolog. The record is from RefSeq and is a predicted model, not a curated record. The transcript has 3 exons. The coding region runs from base 1 to 888 and encodes 295 amino acids. NCBI's taxonomy places the organism in Eukaryota, Metazoa, Arthropoda, Insecta, Diptera, Drosophilidae.
AUGAAGUUCGCAAUACUACCAAAUCAAUAUAUGGUGCUGGUGCUAGCGCUGGCCCUGGUCUCAAUGGGUCAGCUAUCACUGGUGAGCGGCCGCGGUGCUUCCACGCCGGCACCCCUCGCCACGUCUACGGUGAAGCCCACAAGUGCUCCCAAGAUGGAGGCAGCGCACACCAAGCCCACCAGGCCGAUGAUGAUCAUUAAUGCGCCCCCUCAGAAGCAGAAGCAUCUGGUGCCUGCGAACGUGCCGGCUGCCGAGCCUCAGACUGUUGUGGAACAACUGCCUGUUGGCCAUGCUGAGCAUCUCGAGCCGAUGCAUCUGAAGUCAACCCCGCUGCAGGUCAGAGAUGCCAAGCCACUGCAGGUGACCGGCUUCAUCACCAAGACGGGCAACAUCUACGAGAUCGAGGAUCAGAAGGGCAUGGGCGUGAUCGAGAGUCGCCAGGCUGCAGAUGAAGAGGGCCAGAUUGUGUGCAACUAUGGCAACGUGAUUAUCUACAGUGAUGUGCCCUGCGACCAAGUGAGCAGCAGCAUCCAAGUGGGUGAGGUUCAGCAGCUCUCUGGCAACAAAAAUGACUCUGACCAGCAAAUGAGCGCCGAAGCAAGCACCGAGAAACCCGUCGAGGAGGCGGAGCAGCAGGCGCCCGCAGCAGAUGCAGCAGAUACAGCAGUUGCAGCCAAUGGUUCCAACACGCCCCGACAGCAGAGUCAACGUCAAGGUCAGCGGCAAGGUCAGCGGCGUCGCCGACGUCGCCCUCAACAGCAGAAGCUCAAGCAGCAGCGCCGACGCCAGAAGCAACAUCGCCGGAAGAACCAGCAGAAGAAUCGUCGUCAGCAGCAGAGGCGUCGCCCUCAUUCGGGACGUCGCCAAAUAGUGCGUCAGACCGCUUAG